Dentiscutata heterogama is the source of this 294-nucleotide messenger RNA. The record is from the annotation of a GenBank genome assembly. NCBI's taxonomy places the organism in Eukaryota, Fungi, Glomeromycota, Glomeromycetes, Diversisporales, Gigasporaceae.
AACCCAGCAGUAUAUCUUUAAUUAAUAUUUCUUCACCUACUUUACUUGAUCCUGAAUUUCAAAAAUCAUUUCUUGUAACUAAAAACAAAAGAAAAAAAAUGAAAGCUAUAAUUAGAGAACAACCUGAUAUUGAUAUAGUUCUUGAGAUUUUAAAUAUCUCCAAUAAUGAAGAAGUUGCAGAAAUAGAGCCCAAUAGUGAUGAUGAGGAAACCAUAAUAGACUAUUCUGCUUCUGAUAUUGAAAACGAAGAUAAAGAAGAAUUUGAAUAUAUUGAUAAUCUUGACAAUAGCUUUG